AUGGCCCAAGCCGCAGAAUCAAUCUGUGAAAUUUGUACUGGCGGACCAGGUGAAAAUUACUGUCAACAGUGUGACCAAUUAUUUUGUGGAAACUGUAAAUUAUCUCAUUUACGCGCAAAAUCUUGUAAAAAUAACACUUUUCUAAGCGGAUCAAAUAUAAACCGGGAAGCGAAACUGCUUUGUACAGAACAUAAAGAAAGUUUCUUAUUUUACUGUAAAGAUUGUGAUAUUCCUGUGUGUAGAAUUUGCUCCGUAGAGAAUCACAUCCGCCAUUUGAUGACUGACCUAACUGAGUCAACGUUGAAACUUAAAUCUGAACUGGCUAAGCACAUUGUGUUAAAAGUAGCAACCUCCAACUUAAACCUUAGCAAAAUUGAGAAAGAUACAAAAGCGUACUGUGAGGAAGUCAAAGCUGUAAUCAAAACUAUAACAGAAGAAGGGGAAAACUGGAAAAAACUGAUUGAUAAACAAGUAGAUGGUUUAGUUAAGCUAGUAAAGGAUGCGGAACAAAAAGCAUUACAGAGUAUGUCUGCAUUAACCAAAUAUAAUAGGGGACUGUUAGAUAACUACAAGCAAUGGCAAAAUAAUAUCAAAGAGAUGGAAACGACAGCCGAUGUGCCUUUGUUAAAUAAGUUAAAACAAAUUAAAAUUGAUGUUGACAAGAUAGAAUUGAAGCAGAUUCCAGAUGCGCCUUCUGUGUCAUACACAAACAGAAAGUCGCCAGGCAUAGAAAUAGCCCGCUUGUUCGGAUCGUUAAACCUUCAGUAA
This is a messenger RNA of Mytilus trossulus (common blue mussel), 768 nucleotides long. RefSeq names its product E3 ubiquitin-protein ligase TRIM45-like. The record is from RefSeq and is a predicted model, not a curated record. Gene Ontology annotation, molecular function: zinc ion binding. NCBI's taxonomy places the organism in Eukaryota, Metazoa, Mollusca, Bivalvia, Mytilida, Mytilidae. Bases 1 to 768 code for a protein of 255 amino acids. The transcript has a single exon.